Molecule: messenger RNA, 906 nt
Organism: Cercospora beticola
Lineage: Eukaryota; Fungi; Ascomycota; Dothideomycetes; Mycosphaerellales; Mycosphaerellaceae
Source: RefSeq, a predicted model, not a curated record
AUGGCAGAUCUCAACGCCACUAUCAAGCAGACAAUGAUGGUCUCCACACGAUCCGCUACCUUCGGGGAGAGAGCCAACAACUACUGGAUGCUUGUUGAACCGAAAAGUGGUGCGGAGGCAAGACGCAACCUGGACUCGAAGGGCAUAUCGUACAAAAAGACUUCUUCGAUGAACAGGCUAUACGAGCUGUCCUACCGUGUACAACGAGGACUGCUGGUAUUAGACAAGUACUCCUUCACAGAGCUCGAGCGAAUUUGUGUCCGAAAGCAUUACAAACUACCCGACAAUCUUCCCAAGGGCAAAGUUGCCGCUCGAAAAGAGCUAACACAGUACCUCGAAGCCCGUGAUACCCACAACACGUUCGACAAAUUUCUCGACUUGCCGGCAGAGCUUCGAGUCAUGAUUUACAAAUUCCAUCUUCAAGACCUUGAGGCCACCGCGGAAAAUCUGGAGCACCUCUGGGCGCAGCCACCGAUCACCAAAGUCAAUAAAUUGAUCAGAACAGAGACGCUUGACCUUUUCCACAACACCUGCAACUUCACCUUCAAAUUUCGACAGAACUCAGAAGACUAUUACGAAUGGUGCCGCAUGGAUCUGAAAUUCAUCACGAGGGCAAAGAUGUAUCCAAUCCGUCACCUGCGCGUCUUCGGCCAGAUGUUGGUUCAGCGAUCUCACCAGUCCAAUUGGCUUGUUGUGAUUGAUACCAAGGCGAAGACUUUUCGCUUGGACCCUGUGGAGUCUGUGAAUCAUCCUUUUGCAUGGGGUGAUGUGGGUUUCGAGGCUGUGCGGUCAGCCAUGGAGAAGCGUGUUAAGAAGAUCAUCGACGAGUGUCGGGACGAGAGGGGUUUGCUCCUGCUGACGAGUGGGAUCAGAGAUGGGAUCGUGGGUUGGUUCGAGCACAGAUGA